Molecule: messenger RNA, 4315 nt
Organism: Chenopodium quinoa (quinoa)
Lineage: Eukaryota; Viridiplantae; Streptophyta; Magnoliopsida; Caryophyllales; Amaranthaceae
Exons: 2
Coding region: 480-1637 (385 amino acids)
Source: RefSeq, a predicted model, not a curated record
UGACUGGCUGGAUUUUCAAAUUGUAUUUUGGGGGAAAAAUUAGGGUUUCCCCUUUCUAUAAAUAGGAAGGUUUGACUUCAUUUUUGCUUUCACACCGUUGCGAAUCUUGGAGAAUCUCUGGACUUUUGACUCUAAAAGACUUUUAAAACUUUGACUUUUGUCAAGCAUCCGACACUCGGCCUUUCCUGCCGACUGCUUCAGCCAACCAGGCGUCUCAAGUACCUUCUUCUAAGGUAAUCGCAUGCUCUUUUCUUUUUUUUUCUUGUGUUUUUUGUUUAUUCAAAUGGUUUCCCAAACGUACACGGCACGACCUAGGUUAGCGAUCAGCCAGUCACCGGGGACGGCUGAAUCUAGAACUAGGAGUGCCGAAUGCUCGUUCGAUAACUUUCCUUUAAGUGCAUCUCCGAAUCCGAUAGUGUCUGUGCAUUUGUAGGACACAAUGGCUCGAAUAAAGCAAACAACAAGGAGAUAUAGGCCGGAUGGUUCCUUUUACCAUUCGGACAGUGAGACUCCAACUUCAGGCGGCUCCAUUAGGGUGCCAGUCCCCAAACCCCUCUUCUGACCUUCCCCCUACUCCAACCUAUUACUCUCCCUCUUCUUCAAGCGGCACCCCCAAUGAUACUAUACUGCGGGAAGCCGACAGUCAGUACCAGGCCGAGCCUUCAGAACAGGCGCCUGAGGAGAGUCUAGGGGAGGACCCUGCUGGCCCUAGCCGGCAGUCCCUUAGCUCUGGGGAAGGUUCUGAUGACGAUUUGGCCUCGUCAUCCUCUAAUAGCGCCUCUGUUGAGUCAGAGGAGGUCCGAGCAAAAAUAGAUACUACAAGGGAGUCCUUGUUAGUAGAAAAGGGGGAAGGCUGGGCGGAGCCGAGUGCUUCCAGGCGCUUGGAGCGCGCCCCCUAUUUUCACCAUGUCCCACAGCGCAAGCGGGCCUCCAUGACAUCCGGCCUUGCCAAUUACAGGCGCAAGGUCGUAAUGGGACAUGGCUUCUUCUUAUCCGUCCCCAACAAGGAGGAUACAAUAACCUGGCCCUCUCUGGCCAGUUAUAAGGACAAAGCCUUCGGCUUACGCUUCCCUCUCCAUCCGGUCGUGGAGAGGAUACUGGAUGGAUACCAACUGGGUAUCUGGCAACUUGUCCUGAAUUCAUGGAUAAAUAUCAUCGGGUACGUUGCCGCAUGUGAAAUGCUGGAGAUGGAUCCCAGCUUUGAGACAUUCACCCACAUGCACUAUCUCAGCCGAGCGCCUGCCAAGGGCGGCGAAGGCUGGUACACCUUGACCACUUGCAAGGGGUACAUGAUGGCAGUCGGCAAAGAGAACAAAUGGAAGGACUGGAGAACUAAGUUCUACAUUGUCCAUUCCCCUGAAAGCCGACUGAACCAAAAAUACAAUCGGUGGAACAAGGAUCCGCCCCUUCUGGCUGGCAAGAGUGCCUUGCCCCCUCUCCCUAGGCGGGCCCAGGAGGAAAUUUUUGACCGGGGUCUGUUUGCAGUGUCUGUUCAGACAAACGAGCAUGGGGAGAAAAUAGUCGUCCCCCAGAGCUACAUUCCCCUUUACAAAUGGCUAGAAGAUGGGGUGUUCUUGGCCGCUUGUGGUCUAAGUUCUGAGAUGCCGAGAGGUAGUCGGUCGUCUGUCUUUAAGUAAACUUAAAAUUGUUUUCAGUGUAUGCUUAAUAAGCCUAACUCCCUCUUUUUGGUGCAGACAAAGCAAUGGAAAAACUCUCGGCAACAAAGAAGCCGUCUGCCGUCUCUGUAGCAAAGUACCGCACCAACGUCCUUAACAGGGCGAAUGACCAGCAGAAAGCAGCCGGAACUCCCAAGGUAGCUGUUUAUGAUACUUGGAAUAUUUUUCAACAAAGGUUAAAUUUUGUCCGCCUGCUUUUCUGACGCCUUUCUUUUCGUCCAAAAAGAGUGGUUAUGUCAGGCCUUCUUCCUCCAAACAAUCCCAACCCAAAAUUCAAGAGAGGGUGAUGUCAGCAAACACCGGAAACACAUUACUCAAAAGUCCAAGAGAGGGGACGACUCUACUCUCGAAGCUGGCAGGGAGGUCAGCAAACCGGAUGCUAUUCAGGCAUCAAAGGGUGGCUUUAAGCAACCCAGCACUGAUGUCGGCUCAGCAGGAGAAAAGAGACGUCAGGGGAAGGAGAAGGAGGAGGAGGCCCAACCGGACGCCCCCCCAUAAAGGCUGACCGUUGUCCAGAUGGCCAAGGAGAUGCUACGGUCGCUUGAUCCUAAGGACAGGGCGUCCGUAAGAGGAGUCGGCACCCUUAACUUGGAUGCCAUCUUGAAGAACCUCUGCGAGGUAAAAGAGUUAGCUAAAUUUUCCAUAAUAUUUAACACAUAUCCAAUUGGUUUUGACCAUUCGGUCUUUUCUUAUUUCCAGGCCAUGCUGCGCGUCCAAGGGCUCAAACGACCAAUCUAGGAAAAAUCAAAAGAGGUAACAGCCGCUAAAGCUCGAGCCGAUUCCGCCUUAGACCGAGCUUAAUUUGAAAUUGCUCACAAUGAGCUUCUGACCCUUGAUAUGAUGUAUUCCCAGGUGGACGCCAACCUGCAGGUGAAGAAGGACCUGGAUUCGGCCCGCUCCAAAGUCAAUGAACUUAAGGCCGAAGUUAAAGGCCUUAAGGAAAAACUUGAGCCUCUUCAAGAGGCCAAGAAUGAGGCCGAGAGGGCCAAGGAGCGGGUGAGCCGCCUGGAGGGGCUCCUGGCGAACCAGGAGCAGCAGCUGAAGGCCAAGUUCGGGUCCCAGGCUGAGGAGGAGAAACAGGCCCUUGUCCAACAAAUGAUGGAAGACUACGAAUCCAUCAUGCGGGCGAUAUUGGAGGCGGUACAGCCGGGUGCUGAUUUUGGCAUCUGGAAAUCCAAGUUUGAUCAGGCAAACGAGGAUUACAAUGCUGAACUCCUUCGCCGGGCUGACGAGGAGGAUGCGGAUGGUGAAGAGGCCGACUCCUCUUCAGGCUCCUCCGGGGAUGAAGACGGGGAAGAGGAUGGUGAUGACAAUGAAGAGCAGCCGGCAACUGAUGAUGCGGCUGCCAAUGCUGGCAAUCGCUCUGCCCCUUGAAGCUUUUUAGUAGUUAUGUCUGCAGCCGAAUGGCCAUUAAUUUCAUCUUCCGGCCUGCGUGCUGAGUAUCCAUGUAUCUUUACCGACCGAGGGGUCGGGUGAUUUUGACAAUUCCCCUGGCUUUGCCAACUAACAAUCUUACCCAAUCGUCUGAUGGCGAUUGGGCCUUUUUAAUUUUAAAUCAUUCGGCCAUUGGCUGAAGUUAUUCAUAUUGCUGUUCUUUAAAUUUUUUCAUUGCAUGUUUUUUGGCUAAGUAUUAUAACCUGUAUAGCAUGCGAAUGUUCUUGCCCUGGACGGAUGUCGAGUGGUUUCGGUUGAGUGUAUUGAUUGGCUUAGAAAUUAUUGAUACUUAGAAGAGUAUACAUGGUUUCUAAGUCAAUCAAUCACUAUGGUGAUUGCCCCUAACCAUGCGACAGACAGCCAUCAGGAGCGAACGAAUAAUUAUUUUCAUUCAGCCAUUGGCUCAGGCGAAAUAUAAUAUUUUUGACUUAGAAAAUUUGGCUAAAAAGAAAUCCCUCGCCUGUUUUGUUCCAAGAACUAAAAGCAGGCGCAUUCGGCCUUAGGCCUUGACGAGAUAAGGUGCUAUGUUUUAACUUAGUCUUGAUUUUUCUUUAGAAUAAUCCGUCUGUCUUUCCCCAAGAGCAAAGAACAGGCGCAUUCGACCCACAAGUCUCUGUUUUAAUAUGCUAAGUGUUUUAGCUCGUUUUCUCGUAAGUAAUAGUCCGCCUAUUCUGCGUCCGGACAGAAACAGGCGUAUCUGGCCAAAGGCCUCAUUAGGUGACUUGUAGGUCAGUAAAAGUUUUCCGCCUGUCCUGCCUUAGAGCAAAAACAGGCGCAUCUGACCUAAUGCCUCAAUAGUUUCUACUUGUGAAAUAGUGAUCCCUAUUCCGACUGUGCUAGAACAGUUAGAAAAUUCUUGGCCUCUUGGAUUUCACUUUCGAUUAAAACAAACGACUUCAAAUGCUGCCUUAGCAUUUGGUAGGGCCGCUUGAUGUAUUUGUAGAGCAAGUGCCACCCAAAUGGGAGAUGCUUCUCCUCGACGAAUUCGCCCGAAUGGGCGUUGCCGGUUAUCUGACUCAUGUUGGAGCAGACGGUCAUACUCAUAUUGGAGUAGACUGUGACCAUUCGGCUUCUAUGCGUUUUUCUUAAUAUCCGGUCAUUGGCCUCAAAAUGAUUUAAGCAAAUAUUCGUUAAUGUAGACACCCAUUUGUGUCUCCCCAAAACCAAACCCAGUGAUGAGUACCUUUCACGUCGAAUCAUAAUCG